Messenger RNA from Chelmon rostratus (copperband butterflyfish), 675 nucleotides. RefSeq names its product DIRAS family, GTP-binding RAS-like 1a (gene diras1a). The transcript is spliced from 4 exons. Gene Ontology annotation, cellular component: plasma membrane. Gene Ontology annotation, biological process: signal transduction. Lineage: Eukaryota; Metazoa; Chordata; Actinopteri; Chaetodontiformes; Chaetodontidae. The coding region runs from base 76 to 675 and encodes 199 amino acids. Gene Ontology annotation, molecular function: GDP binding; GTP binding; GTPase activity. The record is from RefSeq and is a predicted model, not a curated record.
CAGCUGAUUGAAACUGAGAACAAAGCAGCAGGUCAUUCAUCCAUCCAGAGCAGCAGGCGGACCCCGACUCCCAGAAUGCCCGAGCAGAGUAACGACUACCGGGUGGUGGUGUUCGGAGCCGGCGGGGUGGGGAAGAGCUCGUUGGUCCUUCGGUUUGUCAAAGGCACCUUCAGGGACACCUACAUCCCCACCGUGGAGGACACAUACAGACAGGUGAUCAGCUGCGAUAAGAGCGUCUGCACGCUGCAGAUCACCGACACAACAGGAAGUCACCAGUUUCCCGCCAUGCAGCGUCUUUCCAUCUCCAAAGGCCACGCCUUCAUCCUGGUCUACUCCAUCACCAGCCGCCAGUCCCUGGAGGAGCUCAAACCCAUUUACCAACAGGUUCUGGCCAUCAAAGGCACCGUGGAGUCCAUUCCCAUCAUGCUCGUGGGCAACAAAAGCGAUGAGACGGCCCAGCGUGAGGUGGAGACGAAGGAGGGCGAGGCUCAGGCCGCCGCCUGGAAGUGCGCCUUCAUGGAGACGUCGGCCAAGACGAACUCCAACGUGAAGGAGCUGUUCCAGGAGCUGCUGGCCCUGGAGAAGAAGAGGGACAUGAGCCUGAGCAUCGACGGGAAGCGCUCGGGAAAACAGAAACGAGCCGACAAGCUGAAGGGGAAGUGCAGCGUCAUGUAG